GUCAAAAAAUAUGGCGGCGGCAAUUUCAACAUUUGUCAAAGCACCACAACAAGAACAAGAAUGUCCAGUUGGUCGGCGGCAAAAGAGAAUUUUAUAUAUCUGGGUAGCUUUUAUCUAAAAGGAUGUCCGAAACAUUUGAUAAAUUUAAGAUUCUCUUUCUGGUUGACGUAAACCAAGGCAAAUGUGACCAUGACGUGAAAGUUUUAGCCAACAGAAUAUCUCUGUCAGCCUUUCGUAUUCUGACUGCUGUGAGUGAAAAGGUUUUGAAUAAAAAGGUUUCAAAACGAAGUAACAAAAUCCCCCAUUUGCAAUGGAGUUUCAAAAUAUACAACUCGUCACAUUACAAACUGAUGAGACAGGUCAAUCCUUUCAAAGAAUUCAAAAAUCGGUAUUUCGAGGAGUUUGAAAACACAGUAGAGAGGAAUAUAGAAACAGCGAUAGAAGAAUAUGGUCAACAUGUUGAUUCAAAAGGCAAUUCAUCGGGAAAACAAUAUCCUGCUCAAGUAUUGAACAAGGUGCUCAAUGAAAUUGCUUUGGAUUAUCAAUGGGAGGAUCCCGAUAUUUUUUCACCUGUGAAGAGCAGAAGAAAAAACAACAAAAAUGAGCAAACUCGAAAAACUGAAAAUAUAGUGUUUCUGUUCAUAAAUAGCCCAAAAAAUCCUCAUGAGUUGAGACAAUUUUCAGGAAAAGUUGUCCUGGAUGAUGAGAUUUUUUUAGAUUCCUUCAUGCCGCCUGACUUGAUAACCAAACUUUUACACAAUAUAAAAUUGUAUUGGAUAGACACUGACAUAUCAUGUCUAGAUGUGGUUCCUGAAAGCAUACAAUUAGUGGAGACUGCCAUCCAUAAGCUGCAUGGAAGUCUGAUUCCGGUUGAUACCUUAGUUCAAACCAACAGACAAUGUGUUGUCAAUGUCUUCUCCUCACUGCUCUCACUGAAGGAGGCGGGCCCCCCUGGAACCAACGGAUCACCCUCACUGAUGGGCCUCAUCUCCUAUACCUCAGUCUUAGAGUACCACCUCAAGCAGCAACAGGUGAAACAACAGCAGCCCAAGUUAAGAGCAGCAAAUGCAGGCCCAUCUUGUACCAAAUGUCAUCUUAUGUCAAAUGAAAACUCCAUUAUGUGCAGUUUCAAUAUCACCCCUACAAAAGUUUCCACACACAUGAGCAGGUCUCCAAAGAAACACAGAAACAACAAAACAAAAGAAACACAGACCAUACAUGCACAGUCACUUCUCAGCAAUGAAAGCAGCAAUCUGAGCCUUUAUGGAGUUUUACCACUAGAAGAUACUGGGUUCCUGCAGUUUAAGUGUGAGCAGGACUACAUGUGUUCCAGUGAACCAAACAGUGGGGACCCGGGGGAUUCAGUGCCGUUUCUGAGCUUAAUUGAGAAGCUUAUUAAAUCUUCACUAGCUCUGAUCUUGGUGACAGAGAGCAGUCCUGUGCUUUACAUUCUACGACCUUUAACCUCAGAAUCAGCUACACUCAGUGGGCUGUGUCUUGGUGAGACUCUGGUACUGGAGAAAAGAAUUGGGGAAGCAAGUAAGGAGUCCUCCCCUAAAAAGAGGACUCCAACAGUGGAGAAUAAACCAUGGGAUCAACUGAUAGCCAGGGCCAUUCAGCAUAAGAGUCAGUCCAGUGGUACUUCAACUCACCACAAAAACAAUCCUUGCUUUGACCCUAAUGUCCUUGGAAAGACCCAUCUACCUGGAUGUAGACAAGGCCUUGUUUCACUUAUUGAGAAACUGAAUGAUAGGAUAUCACAGCUAGAAUUUUUAAAUGAAGAUGAGGUUCAAAGCUUGAGGGAACUACAGAGGGUAUACAGACAGGAAAAUAAACCAAUCCGCCCAAGAGAAACGGUCCAGUCUCCAGCAAAAGAAUGUGAAAAUAUGAUGAUGAAUGGCCCCAAACCUGAACCUCCAACCACCGAGACACUUCCAUCGCGCGGUGUGUUGAUGGUAAACAAGAGCAGACAAUCCUCUGUGUUUAUGGAAGACAGCUCUUCACAAAGCAAACCUCAAAACACCGAAAAACAGACUAAGAAACUAGAGAUGAAAAAUGUGCAAACUGAGUUUGCAUCUGAAGAGGAACUUGUGCAAUACCUGAUUAAAACCUACAGUGAAAUGGUGACAAAUGGGUGUGAGAAUUUCUAUCUCUCGGCCCAGAGCCUGGUGCUUGUUCCAUUACAUUUUCUCAAGGAUCAGAAGGUGGAAAACCCUCAGGAGAGAUGUGUUGAGCUGUUGGAGAAAGGCGUGGUUAUACCUGUCAGUUCUUUGAGAGAGAAACACCAGAAAGAAGAUAACAAAAUCCAGAAUCAAACAGAAUUACAGUUGCAGACUGUGUUAAGGUUUGAGAUUCUGUCAGUGCUACAGCAGGGUGACCAGUCCCUGACAGAGGAGGACGAUAAACUGAAUGAGAUUGUUGCAUUAUUGAGGACACUGAGCUUUAUAACUGACCCAAAGUCUCUCACUGACUUCAUGAAUAGUAGCCUUGUUGAGAAUUACAUACACACACUACCUCAGACUCUGGGCAAUGUUUAUGAUGAACUGAUGCAACCUCUCCCUGCAGCCUUGGAAGCAAUUAUGUCACCUGACAAUAGUUUUGACCAAUCAGUGUUCAGUAAAUCCCUAAUGGAGGCUGAGCUAGACAAGAGCGAGGCAACUCCAUUAUCGCAACCUCCAUCAACCUCAGAGGUGGCACCUAAAUCAAAUGAUCUAUCCACUAACAAAGCUAGAACUAAGAAAAUUAUGCAUCACCCAAGUUUGUCAGAUAUAGGGUCUCAACGACAGAUAUUUGUGCUCUCUGCUAAACCAAAGGAGCCAACAUCCUCUAGAAAGAGAAGAAAAUCCAAAAGAGAUUUGGUGAAGCAGUUUAAGAACAAGACAAAGUUAGAGAGAAGACAGUCUGUAGCAGUGAUGGAGACCAUCAAGUCACCCAAGGGAGGAAAGCGGCCAUCUUCUCAGAUCAAGAGCUCCAAAAGUGGAUACCUGAUGUCCCCACCCUUUAAAUCACCAGUCAGAAAAACCCUCGUAGCAGAAACACCCUCACAUAAACAGAAGAACUCGGCCAUGUGGAAGCGACAGGAGGCAGAGAGGAGGCGAUCCCAGAGCAACACGUCAGUCAAGGUGGUGGAGGAAUCGCCCCUCAAGUCAGAUAGACCAUCACUUCUAAGCCCAUCCCAGAACAAGCGUGCUCUUCACAAAGUCCGCCGGUCAUUUUAUUCAUCAUCAGCAGGACCUUUAGUAAGGUCAAGGUCCCUGACCCAGGCCAAUGUUGACCUUGGAGAUAGAGUAGCUGGAAGAACCAGAGACAACUCAGGGACACUGAACAGCAUUCUGAAAAAGCCCCCAUGUCAGUCUGCUCUCUUCAAGUCCCCUGAUAGAAACUCUUCCUUUUUGCUUUCACAGUUGAUGGGAAGCCCAACUCCACACAAAAGAGGCUCCAAGACGCCAGGAAAAGGAACUCCCCAGAAAGUGAUUGCUGAGUCUCCCAGCAUGAACACUAGAUCUAGGUCACCAUCUGUCUCCAAAGGAUUUCCCAAAGCUUUGUUCCAGGAGAGUCCAAGCUGUCGAAAAAGUCACUCCAAAAUUGUCAGACAUUCUCCACAGCAAAAGGAAUCUGUUGUAAAAGAUGAGGAAAAGACUGUAUCAUUCUCCAACACUCCUCAAAAAUCUUCUGCUGUGUUAGUUGCAGAGUCUCCUAGUCAGAAUACAAGAUCCAAAAGUUUGGUGACACCUACAAGAAAAUCUGUUAGAGCCAUUUUGUUUGGAAAGAGUCCAGAGGGAAAACCUGGAGAGGAAAUCAGAAAAACUCCAUCAAAAUCAACCCCAAGAGCUCGGCGAUUAAUUUUAAGUAAAACGCCAGUGAAAAGUCAGAAAUCUGCUCAACAGAACACAGAAGAAGGAGAACAAUUAGCUAAAAAAUUAAAUGAUGAAGAAAAAGAUGUAUCUAAUUGUGCUGCAAAAUCAGCAGCUACUGGUGAUGAAACUCAAGAAGUCAACAGUAAAAAGUCACCGGAAAAGUGUAAAACACCUUCUCCAAAAAUCCAAAGGAAAAUUCGAACACCCAGUUCUCUCAAUCAUUGGCAGAGAAGGAAGAGAGGAAGGGAUGAGAGCUUGGUGUCUCCAAAAGUGCUAGCAAAGAGGUUUAGAGCUUCUCAAGACAGCCAAGAAAGUGUAAUUAGUGAAGUAAAUAGCUGUGAACAGGAAGGGGACAAUAAUAUGAUUUUUGCAUCACUGUCUCAGGAAGAAGGACAAAUAAAUAAGAAAAAGAGAGCACUUGAUAUAACAGAGGACACAUCACUGAUAUUCUCUCCAAGUAAAAGAAAGCGAACAAUGAUACACUCUGAGCAGCGUAUGUUAAGAACUUCAUACUGCCUUCACAACAGGAUAUCCAGUGAAAGAAUAAUAUCGAUGGGAUCUUUUGCCAGCGGUACCAGUGAAGGCUUCGAUACAACAGACCUCCAAGCAUCCCAGUCCAGUAGCCUAGGGUUCCAUUCACAGACAAGCAGACUGUCACAGGCAAGCACAUCCUCUGUGGAACUUUCCCAUACCAAUGACGAUGUGUUCUUGUCUCAGAUUCAGGGUCAGGACCAGGACACUAAGGAACCAGGGGUCAGCGAUUCACCAGUGUUUGGGUCGGGGAAAAACACCAGGAAACAGGAAGUGUCAGCAACUGAGAGCGGAAGUAGUUCUGGACAAAAGGUUUCGCCGACCGGGAGGAAGUACUCGCCCAAUGUGACCGCUAAAAGUCUUAUGCAUCUAAUGAACUCUCCUCUGCUGAGUCUGGACAAGGUGGAGAAAAGUCCACACGUUAAUAGGAAUGUGGCUAUCGUCAAACAUCAUAGACCUCGAUCAAGACGGUCUCUAAAUCUCCAACAGUAAAAAUGUCCACACGGUUUAAUAAAAAGUGCUCAUUCAUUGCAAAUAAUUGCUCAUUUGUACCUCCACCAAGUAGUGAAUAUGUGAAUCAUUACCAAAUGAAUUAUAGGGAGAUCAUAAACUUGUCUAAAACUUUAAAUAGGGAUGCUAGCAUUACAGCUAUAAUGCAACUUUUAUAUUAAUAUAAAUUGUGUAUGUCCUGGUAUUUAUAAUGUAGAUUAUGUAUACAAAUAUUUUAUCUGCUUAUAAUAAAGAGAAAUUAUAAUUGUUAUC
Magallana angulata is the source of this 5150-nucleotide messenger RNA. RefSeq names its product treslin-like. Bases 123 to 4880 code for a protein of 1585 amino acids. NCBI's taxonomy places the organism in Eukaryota, Metazoa, Mollusca, Bivalvia, Ostreida, Ostreidae. Gene Ontology annotation, molecular function: chromatin binding. The record is from RefSeq and is a predicted model, not a curated record. Gene Ontology annotation, cellular component: nucleus. Gene Ontology annotation, biological process: mitotic G2 DNA damage checkpoint signaling; response to ionizing radiation; regulation of DNA-templated DNA replication initiation. The transcript has 19 exons.